Messenger RNA from Prosopis cineraria, 1116 nucleotides. Its product is annotated as gibberellin 20 oxidase 2-like. The coding region runs from base 1 to 1116 and encodes 371 amino acids. The record is from RefSeq and is a predicted model, not a curated record. Gene Ontology annotation, biological process: flower development; unidimensional cell growth; gibberellin biosynthetic process. Gene Ontology annotation, molecular function: gibberellin 20-oxidase activity. NCBI's taxonomy places the organism in Eukaryota, Viridiplantae, Streptophyta, Magnoliopsida, Fabales, Fabaceae. The transcript has 3 exons.
AUGGCGACAACAAGGAAAUACGAGAACGGCGUGAUGGUGUUCGACACAAGCUUGCUGAAACAGCAAGAGAAGAUGCCGAGCGAGUUCGUGUGGUCGGCGGAAGACUUGACGGAGACGACGAGGGAGGAUCUGAAGGAGCCACUGAUAGACUUGAGCGAGUUCGCGAAAGGCGACGAGGAAGCCAUGGCUAGGGCUUGCGAGCUGGUUAGAGAGGCGUGCGAGAAGCACGGGUUUUUCCAAGUGACCAACCAUGGCGUCGAUCCUCUUCUGAUUCAAGCGGCUUACGACGAGAUAGGGCCCAUCUUCAGUCAGCCUCUUGACGUGAAGCUGAAUGCGAAAAGGAAGCAAGGUAGUGUUCAGGGCUAUUCUGGGGCUCAUGCUGAUCGAUUUAAAACCAAUUUGCCAUGGAAGGAGACUUACUCCUUUGAAUAUAGCAAUCAAGGUUCUGAUUCCCACAUCAUUGAGCAUUUCAAGUCUGCCUUCGGAGACAACCUUGAUAAACAUACUGGGGAGGUGUAUCAGAGGUUCUGUGAAGCGAUGAAGAAUCUGUCUGAAGUGAUACUGGUGGUGUUGGCGAUGAGUUUGGGAGUGGAACGAUCAUACUUGAAGGAGUUUUACAAAGACGGAGGAGGCAUCAUGAGAUGCAACUUAUACCCACCAUGCAACAGUUCAAACCUGACCAUGGGCACUGGUCCUCACAGUGACCCAACCAGUGUCACCAUUCUUCAUCAAGAUCAAGUUGGUGGUCUUGAAGUCUUCAUCGAUAACAAGUGGCUCGCCGUUCGCCCUCGACCCGAGGCCUUUGUCAUCAACGUCGGCGACACUUUCCAAGCGUUGACAAAUGGGAAAUACAAGAGCUGUCUGCACAGGGCAUUGGUGAACAGGGAGAAAGAAAGGAGAUCAUUGGUGUACUUUGUUAUUCCAAAGAAAGACAAGACGGUGAAGCCACCUGAAGAAUUGAUCAAAAAAGAGGAAGAGAGGAAGUACCCUGAUUUCAAAUGGUCUGAUUUCUACACUUUCACUCAAUACCAUUAUCGUCCUAAUACCCAUACUCUUCCCAACUUCAUCCAAUGGUUUCUCUCUUCCAAUAAUCAUUCUGCUGCUGCUGCUAAUUAG